AUGCCCGAGGCCGGCUACAUUUCACAACGGGCACUGUCCAACCUUGCGCCAUCGACGGGGCCAGACCUGCAUGCCGUGCGCGCGCACUGCUUCUACAACCAGUACGACCCGACGAGCAACCCAGGAGGCAUCGUAGCGCUCGCCAUCGCCGAGAACAAGCUCAUGCGCGACGAGAUCUGCGUGCACGUCAACGCCCACAUGGCCAUCACGCCCUGGCACUUGACCUACGGCCACGGUCCGACGGGGGCCAUCGAGCUACGUAGGGCGCUCGCCUCGUUCGUGCGCGACGUCUUCAGGCCGAGCAUGCCGAUUGACGAGAAGAACGUCUGCAUAUGUCUGGGCGCGGGCAAUGCCGUGGAUAACCUAUCUUUCUGUCUCGCGGAUCCUGGCCAGGGAAUCUUGGUCGGGAGGCCGCUUUAUGUGGGUUUCUUCCCGGACAUUGAGGCCAGGGCGAAAGUCAAGCCCGUCCUUGUGCCCUUCGGUGCAGAUACGGAUCCCACCUCGGCCGCGGCGGUACCCUUCUACGAAGCGGCCUUGCACCGAUCCAAUGCCUCGGGGGUGCCAAUUAGGGCGAUCCUCCUCUCUAACCCGCACAACCCGCUCGGGAGACCAUACGAGAAGGGCUUUCUCAUCGCUAUCAUGCGUCUCUGCUCGAAGUACAACAUCCACCUGAUCUCCGACGAAGUCUAUGCACGCUCGAACUUCCCCAGCACCGAUCUCCCCAAUCCGCCUCCUUUCGUGUCGGUCCUUUCGUUUAACCUGGACGAGUACAUCGAUGCGUCUCUGGUCCAUGUGAUAUAUGCAAUGAGCAAGGACUUUUGCGCCAAUGGGAUCCGCAUUGGUGCUUUGAUUUCACCCUCCAAUGGCAAAGUGAUGAAAUCUUUCCGCGCCGUGGCCAGUUUCAGCCGUGCGUCGCAGCUCGCGGAGCAUGCAUGGCUGAAUUUACUCAACGAUCGGCCCUUUCUGGAUACCUAUUUUUCGCUCCUUCAACAGAGGAUGACAGAUGCUUAUGAAUUCACCACGUCGUUUCUGAAACAGCACGCUAUUCCAUAUAACAAGGCCAGCGUGACGAGUUUCAUUUGGGUCGAUCUGAGUAGCUAUCUCGGGGAGGAUAGUGUCGAGGGAGAGCUAGAGUUGAAUUGGAAAAUGGCCCAUGGUGGUGUGUGGUUGGCUAUGGGAGCGAGUUUUGCCAGCGAAAAGAAUGGGAAUUUUAGAAUUACCUUUGCGACGCCGAGAGAGGAACUGAAGAUGGGACUGGAAAGGUUAAUUAAGGUUUUGAAGGACGUUGAAGAAGAGAUGAAAAGGUAA
Molecule: messenger RNA, 1308 nt
Organism: Cladophialophora psammophila CBS 110553
Lineage: Eukaryota; Fungi; Ascomycota; Eurotiomycetes; Chaetothyriales; Herpotrichiellaceae
Exons: 3
Coding region: 1-1308 (435 amino acids)
Biological process (GO): amino acid metabolic process; biosynthetic process
Molecular function (GO): transaminase activity; pyridoxal phosphate binding
Source: RefSeq, a predicted model, not a curated record